AUGUUUUAUUUCUCUGCAGAGACUCUGGAGUCUCAGGAUGGAUCAGUCAAGAUUUCUGCGUCGCAGCUUCGGGAGCGCUGUCUGCUGCCUCUUCAGAUGGCUCUGGAGUCUAAAAACACCAAACUGGGACAGACGGCGCUGACGGGGAUGCAGAAGCUCCUGUGUGAGGACAGGUUUGUGGGCGGGGUCACCAUGGAGGUGGAGGUCCUAGAGAAGCAGCUGCUCAGCCAGAUGUUGGAGGCCAUCAGAGUGACACCGUCUCUCCACGAAGACCUGCAGGUGGAGGUGAUGAAGGUCCUGCUGUGCAUCACCUACUCACCAAACUUUGACAUUAACGGAGACUCCAUCCUGAGGAUCGCUCAGGUGAGACAUUUUCACCGUUAAACUGGAUCCCACCAUGAAUACAUGAAGGGACAGGUUCCAAACCUCUCACAGCAGACAUGAAGCUGAAUGCAGCCGCCUGUUGUCUGGAUCAACAGGUGUGUCCAGGUGACGUGUGAUGUGACGUCCAUUACAGCCCAGAAAAACCUCGUCACCAUGUUAAUAUGCUGACGUGUCUCUGAGACGUCCCCGCAGACUGUCUAAAACCUG
Molecule: messenger RNA, 591 nt
Organism: Larimichthys crocea (large yellow croaker)
Lineage: Eukaryota; Metazoa; Chordata; Actinopteri; Sciaenidae
Product: brefeldin A-inhibited guanine nucleotide-exchange protein 3-like
Exons: 4
Coding region: 1-384 (127 amino acids)
Source: RefSeq, a predicted model, not a curated record